GCGCGUCCCCUCGAAAAAUAUUUCGAUCCCUCGGGUAGGGAUAUUCGGAAACUUACGAUCCCUCGCCGUACCUAUCGAAUGAGUUAUUUUAUCUGCUUGGGAAGGAGAACAUGGCGCUUCACAUACAGAGAACAAUAAAAGCUGAACAAGUUAAUAGCUAUUGUAUAACAAGACAGCGGAAGAAGAAGUAUUGUGCAAGACUGACAUUCUCAUCGGCACAAAUAGUCACUCAACAUGAGAUUUAUGAUCUAUUGAAAAAAUACUAUUACGAUUUCAGAAAUGUUUAGAUAAAUACAACCUUCAACGUAAUAUAAAAUAGGGGUGUGACACUUACCUUAAAUUAGUACUAACUUUUAACUUAUCAAGUUAGUAAGUUAGUUCUAACUACUAACAUAUAGGUGAGUAAAUGAGAAGUUAGAACUAACUUACUAACUUGAUAAGUUAAAAGUUAGUGCUAACUUCUAACUUAACUUCCACUAACGUAAAUGUGACACCCCUAAUAUAAAACAUAAAUCAUUAUUGCGAUACGUACGAAUUAUAAAGUCCAUUUAGUACGAUACAGGUGAGUAUUUUGAGGACGCAGAAACAUGUGAUGCAGUGGCAAGUGCGACAGAACGCAAAAAACAUUCAGCAUGACGAAGUUUUUUUUGUGUGUAUAAAUAUGUAACAAACUUCACUCUAUUCACAAAACAACAACGUCUACACACCACAACCACUCUUGUUACGAGAAGAACACACAUGGGCAAACUCGACGGCAAAGUUGCUCUCAUCACUGGUGCCUCCGAAGGAAUAGGUUUCACCACUGCUGAACAAUUUCUUGCCGAAGGUGCAGAACAUGUCUUCAUCACUGGACGACGCCAAGAAAAACUGGAUGAAGCUGUGAAGAAACUCGGCGGAAAGAACGUCACUGGUGUACAAGGUGACACAGCUAGUUUAACAGAUUUGAAUAAACUCUACGCCGUCAUCAAAAAAGAGACAGGUCGUCUGGAUGUUCUCUUCGCUAAUGCUGGCAUCGCGCAGUCUACACCAUUAGAAUCGGUCACUGAAAAACAAUUUGAUGAUUUGAUCAAUGUGAAUGUGAAAGGAGUGCUCUUCACCGUUCAAAAAGCUCUACCACUACUCGUCGAUGGUGCAUCAAUCAUUCUCAAUGGAUCGGGUGCCUCUAUCAAAGCUGCUCCAGCUAGAAACGUUUACGGUGCAACAAAGGCGGCUAUUCGAUCGUUCGCUCGUUGCUGGACAGUCGACCUAAAGGAGCGGAAAAUUCGUGUCAAUACUCUCAGUCCAGGAGUGAUUGACACUCCAAUGGCAAAGGGUUUUAUGAAGAGCAGCGCAGAAAAUAGUGAACAUAUUGCUAAAGUUUUAGCUGCCACGCCACUGGGGCGCGUUGGCACAUCUGACGAAAUCGCCAAAGCUGUGGUCUUCUUAGCUUCUGACGACAGCAGCUAUGUCACUGGCAUCGAACUUUUUGUUGACGGGGGCGUAGCGCAGAUCUGA
This is a messenger RNA of Didymodactylos carnosus, 1494 nucleotides long. The record is from the annotation of a GenBank genome assembly. Lineage: Eukaryota; Metazoa; Rotifera; Eurotatoria; Philodinida; Philodinidae.